Molecule: messenger RNA, 1086 nt
Organism: Leptosia nina
Lineage: Eukaryota; Metazoa; Arthropoda; Insecta; Lepidoptera; Pieridae
Source: the annotation of a GenBank genome assembly
AUGUCAGCAAUUUCAAAGAGCUGUGAUAAGAAUCGGUCGAUUUUUCUAAACAAAAACAUGAAGGCUGUAGUAUUCGACGGUAAAAACCUUAGUCUCAAAUACGACGAAAACUAUCCGAUGCCGAAGAUUGUUAACGACGAUGAUGUUAUUGUAAAAGUAGAAUAUUCUGGAGUCUGUGGAACAGACUUGCAUAUUAUUCAGGGAGAAUUCCCAGCAUCCAAGGAACGACCUUUACCUCUGGGACACGAAUUCAGUGGUAUCAUAUAUGAAGUGGGAAAGCAAUCUAUCUUCAAAGUAGGACAGAAAGUCGUUGUCGAUCCUAAUCGCGCUUGUAAUAUGUGCGAUUUCUGCCGCGACGGUAAGUAUCAGUACUGUCUCACAGCUGGCAUAAAUAGUACUAUCGGAAUCUGGAAAGAUGGUGGUUGGGCCCAAUACGUAAGAUGCCCACAGGACCAAGUGUAUUUGCUUCCCGAGGGAAUAACAACAGAACAAGCCGGCCUCUGUGAGCCAUAUUCAUGCGUGUCACAUGGUUUUGAUCGCGCAGCACCAAUACCGAUAGGUGCUAAAAUACUCGUGGUCGGGGCUGGUAUUAUUGGCAAUCUAUGGCUUACAACUCUUCACUUGCAGGGUCACAAAGACGUGACUGUAUCAGAGAUGAACAUAACCAGGCUAGAAAUCGUUAAGAAGCUGGAAACGGGCUACAGAUUGAUAACACCAGAUGUUUUGGCCUUCGAGAAACAAUUAUAUGAUGUCAUUGUUGACUGCACGGGCGUAGGUAAAGUAAUGGAAGUCUCUUUCAACUACUUACGCCAUGGAGGUAAAUACAUUUUAUUCGGAUGCUGUCCCCCGACUCAUCAAGCAUCAAUAAACCCGUUUGUUGUCUACGACAAGGAAUUAACGAUUAUCGGAGUUAAAAUUAACCCGUUUAGCUUUCCUAAAGCUCUUGGCUUACUGAGCGCAAUGGGAUCUAGGUAUUUGAACUACGAAAACCUUGGUGUUAAAACGUAUGCGUUAUCUGAAUAUAAGAACGCGUUAGAGGCUUUGAAGGCUGGAUCUAUUUCGAAAGCUAUCUUUAAAAUUGAAUAA